Molecule: messenger RNA, 2474 nt
Organism: Drosophila eugracilis
Lineage: Eukaryota; Metazoa; Arthropoda; Insecta; Diptera; Drosophilidae
Product: glucose dehydrogenase [FAD, quinone]
Exons: 1
Coding region: 274-2142 (622 amino acids)
Molecular function (GO): oxidoreductase activity, acting on CH-OH group of donors; flavin adenine dinucleotide binding
Source: RefSeq, a predicted model, not a curated record
UCGCGUACUAAGCGAUCGGUUCGUUCGGCGAUCGCCGCCGAAUUUAAUAUUAAAUUGAACUUGGCCACGGCAUUUGUCAGCAUUUCUAGUUACCUAUCCGAUUGGGUAACACGUUCGCGAUCGCGUUCAAGUUUCCAUCGAUCAAAAGAACAACCCAAAGCGAGGUUCUACUUCUCUAUUUUUUUGGAUAACAUUCAUUUUUUUUUUUUUUAACUGUGCAAUUGAUUGGUGUUAAAAAGUGCAGUCAAGAAACCUUUGAUUUAAAGCCCCAUAAUGGCAAACAAAAUGCUUCUAUUUGUUGCCCUCUGCCUGGUUUAUAUGACUCUUGGGGAUGUGCAAACCUCUGCCCAGGAUAGCAAUAAUGUCCUCUUCGAGACGAUUAACUUCUUGAGACGCGGCCAGGCGGAUGUUGAAUUGGAAAACUAUGAUAAUAAUCUAGUUCUAGAUAGCGAAUAUGAUUUCAUAGUAGUUGGAGCUGGAACGGCAGGAUGUGCCAUAGCUGCUCGUCUCUCAGAGAAUCCCAAGUGGCGUGUCUUGCUCCUGGAAGCCGGUGGUCCCGAGCGUCUCGUCAUGGAUGUACCCAUUGUGGCGCAUUUCCUGCAACUUGGCGAAAUGAACUGGAAGUACAGGACACAGCCAUCGGAUCAUGCCUGCCUGGCGAUGAACAACAAUCGUUGUAACUGGCCCAGAGGCAAGGUGAUGGGCGGCAGUUCGGUGCUCAACUACAUGAUGUACACCAGAGGCAAUCGCAGGGAUUAUGAUCGCUGGGAGGCUCUGGGUAAUCCUGGCUGGAGUUUCAAGGAUGUUCUGCCAUAUUUCAAGAAAUACGAGGGCAGCAGUGUCCCAGAUGCCGAAGAGGAUUAUGUUGGCCGCAAUGGACCAGUGAAGGUUAGCUAUGUUAACUGGCGUUCCAAGAUCUCCGAAGCCUUUGUGGAGGCAGCUCAGCAAGAUGGCCUGAAGUACAGGGACUAUAAUGGACGCAUUCAAAACGGAGUGGCUUUCUUGCAUACCACCACUAGAAACUCAACUCGCUGGAGCUCCAAUCGUGCCUAUCUUUAUCCUCUGAAGGGAAAACGCACCAAUCUGCAUGUGAAAAAGAACGCUCUGGUUACCAAGGUGCUCAUCGAUCCACAAACCAAGUCUGCUUAUGGCAUUAUGGUUCAGACUGAGGGACGCAUGCAGAAGAUCUUGGCCAGAAGAGAGGUGAUUGUCUCAGCGGGAGCUAUUAAUACACCCCAGCUACUGAUGCUUUCCGGCGUGGGUCCCGCGAAACAUCUCCGUGAAGUUGGCAUUAAGCCAUUGGCUGAUCUUGCCGUUGGCUACAAUCUUCAGGAUCAUACAGCGCCAGCGGUUACGUUCACCACCAAUGCCACAUCCCUGAAGUUCGAAGACUUUGCCGAUCCCACACUGAUCAAUCGCUUUAACAGGAUGGAGGGACCUUAUGGCUCACCCGGUGGCUGUGAGGCCAUUGCCUUCUGGGAUCUGGAUCAUGAGCGUGAUGAGGAUGGUUGGCCCGAUAUUGAGCUCUUCUUGGUUGGCGGUUCCAUGUCCUCCAAUCCGGCCAUCUCACGUGCCUUUGGCCUUAAGAAAUCCAUCUACGAUACACUCUUUGCCGAAAUAGAAGACAAAUCACUGAAUGCCUUUAUGAUCUUCCCUAUGAUUCUGCGUCCGAAGAGUCGUGGUCGCAUCAUGCUGAAGAGCAGUGAUCCCUUCAAGUAUCCCCUGAUCCAUGCCAAUUACUUUGCUCAUCCCUAUGAUGUGGACAUUUCGGUUAGGGGUCUCUUGAAGGCCAUAAGUCUGAUGAAUCAGCGUGGCAUGCAGGCGAUAAAUGCCCGUUUGUGGGAGAAGAAGAUCCCGACCUGCAAGCAGCAUCCCUACAAGAGUUGGGCCUACUGGGCCUGCUAUGUAAGGCACUUCACCUUUACAAUCUACCAUUACUCAGGCACUGCCAAAAUGGGUCCCAAAUCUGAUCGAGCUGCUGUGGUUGACCAUCGUCUGCGGGUGCAUGGCAUUAGGAAUCUGCGAGUUGCCGAUGCCAGUAUCAUGCCGGAGAUCAUGUCCGGACAUCCAAAUGGACCUGUUUUCAUGAUUGCCGAGAAGGCUGCCGAUAUGAUCAAGCAAGAUCAUGGCUUCAUCCAGUAAUCCCCAGUAAAACCCAUAAUAAUCCCAUAUAAUCCAAAGUUGAUUACCACAAUCAGGUGUAAGCUCCAUUUACACUGGCCUGCCAUCAUCAUUAUCAUCAUUAUCAUCAUCUUCUUGUUGUUAUUCCAAAACCAUCUCCUCAAAUCAAAUCUCAAACUUAUGGCUGGUGUCAAAUGGUUCUUAAGUUUAAGUUUAAGGAUUUUCCAUAAAAGAAAAUUGUUUGUUAUUAUCUGUAAUGUCUGUCUUGCCUGAACUGAUUCUAGAUUAAGUUUAGAAAUAUAAGCAAAAAUAUGCAUAAAUAAAUCAAUUUAGGUUUUGUAUGUACUUUGAAA